This is a messenger RNA of Colletotrichum karsti, 1683 nucleotides long. RefSeq lists its product as uncharacterized. Bases 1 to 1683 code for a protein of 560 amino acids. The transcript is spliced from 4 exons. Lineage: Eukaryota; Fungi; Ascomycota; Sordariomycetes; Glomerellales; Glomerellaceae. The record is from RefSeq and is a predicted model, not a curated record. Gene Ontology annotation, molecular function: magnesium ion binding; thiamine pyrophosphate binding; carboxy-lyase activity.
AUGGCUGAUAUUCGUACACAAGGGCUGAAAAGGCCCGUCGACGUCGCCGAGUACCUCUUCAAGAGGCUUCAUGAGGUCGGAGUUCGCUCAGUUCACGGCCUUCCGGGAGACUACAACCUCGUCGCUCUUGACUACCUCCCUGACUCUGGUCUUAACUGGGUUGGCAGUGUCAACGAGCUCAACGCUGGUUAUGCCGCCGAUGGUUACGCGCGUGUCAAGGGCAUUUCCGCCAUCAUCACCACCUUUGGUGUUGGUGAGCUCUCAGCCAUCAAUGCCCUCGCUGGCGCCUACUCUGAGCAUGUCCCGGUUGUCCACAUCGUUGGAUGCCCUUCCACCAUCUCCCAGAGAAACGGGAUGCUUCUGCACCACACCCUUGGCAACGGAGACUUCAACGUUUUCGCCAACAUGAGCUCUCAGGUCUCUUGCGACGUUGCCAAGCUCAACGACCCGGCUGAGAUUGCCAACCAGAUUGACCACGCGCUUAGGGAGUGUUGGAUCCGCAGUCGCCCCGUCUACAUCAUGCUUCCAACCGACAUGGUUCAGAAGAAGGUGGAGGGUGAGAGGUUGAAGACCCCCAUCAACUUGGACGAGGUUCCCAAUGACACCGACAAGGAAGACUAUGUCGUUGAGGUCGUCCUCAAAUACCUCCACGCGGCCAAGAAGCCCAUCAUGUUGGUCGACGCAUGCGCCAUUCGCCAUCGCGUGCUUCCUGAGGUUCAUGAUCUUCUGAAGAAGGCCGAGAUCCCCGUCUUUGUCACACCGAUGGGCAAAGGCGCCGUAAACGAGACUCACCCGAAUUACGGCGGCGUAUACGCCGGAGACGCCUCACAGCCCGAUGUCAAGGAAAGAAGUGACUUCAAUACGGCGGGUUUCUCCUACCGCACGUCGCAACUCAACACCAUUGACUUCCACAGCACGCAUACGAGGGUCCGAUACUCCGAAUACCCUGGCGUUACCAUGCGCGGCGUCCUGCGCAAGGUCAUCCAAGGUCUUGACCUGGGAAAGCUCAGCAUUGUCCCAUCUCCUGACGUGACAAACAAGAUUCCCAACGGAGACUCGGACACAACUCAGACCAUCACCCAGAAGUACCUAUGGCCGCGAGUCGGCCAAUACCUCCGCGAGAACGACAUUGUGGUCACGGAAACCGGCACGGCCAACUUCGGCAUCUGGGACACCAAGUUCCCCGCCGGCGUCACUGCCCUUAGCCAGGUUCUCUGGGGAAGUAUCGGCUGGUCCGUGGGCGCUGCCCAGGGUGCAGCGCUUGCGGUCAAGGAUGCAGGCGAGGACAGGAGGACCAUCUUGUUCGUUGGUGAUGGUUCCUUCCAACUCACUGCGCAGGAAAUCACUACCAUGCUGCGUCACGGCUUGAAGCCUACGAUUUUCGUCAUCUGCAAUGAUGGCUUUACCAUUGAGCGAUUUAUCCACGGUAUGGAGGCUGAGUACAAUGAUAUUGUGCAGUGGAAGUACAAGGACACCGUUACGGUGUUUGGCGGUUCUGACAAAACGGCCAAGAAGUUCGUGGUCAAGACCAAAGAAGAGCUGGAGAAACUCCUCACCGACGAAGAGUUCAACAAGCCCAAGGCGCUGCAGUUUGUCGAGCUGUACGUCCCUAAGGAGGACGCUCCGAGGGCGUUGAUCAUGACGGCCGAGGCUAGCGCGAAGAACAAUGCCAAGGUCGAGUAA